GAUCUUUCGCGGCAUGGGUGGAAAAAAAUGACCUUGCUAAGUAUUAUUCAUGCAAACACUUUUGUUUCUCGAAAUCUAGAUUAAUUAGUCUUAUAUACAGUUUGCAGUUUAGGUAUACGGUUGAAAUUAAUCGUGGGUCCUUCUGAAACUGAAAUGUGGUGGAGUGGGAGUUGCUGUGGUCGAUCAACUCCUCACCCUAUCCUCAACAUAAAUGUUUUCCCGGACGAAAAAUAUUUGGUGGUUCAUACAUUUUUUUGGUGUUUAUUGUGGGGUAUGUGAAAUUCAUCUUUAGCUACAGGGGGAGCGAAUCUGAUUCGAGCUGGAUAACGAUCUGCCAUUUUUACCCUAAUUUUAGAGCUGCGAUUCUUUUACCACUGUAAUUGGCAUGAAUAUGGCUUAUUUUGCUUGUUUCUAUCGACAUCACCAUACGCUUAAACCGUUCUGGGUUGUUGUGAGAUAUGGGGUCACAUAAUUAAACACACAUUCUUUUUUCCAAAACAAUUUAUUGAUAAUGAUUCACUGUCAAGCAUCAGGUAAAUAGACACUUAUAUUCUCGGGCAAAAGAAAUUUUGAAUCUAAUAGCAAUAAAAUUCUGUGCCGAAAUCGUUUUUGGAAUAUCAGUAAAGAGUUUCGCGGAAUGAAGCUUCGGCAUAUAAAUUGUCCGCUCCGUGUAAGCAUAAGAUUACGACUAAUAUAUAUUUUAAUUGAAAACUUGAUUUGGUACGACAAGCCAAGUCUUCAACGUUUUGACUAUACACGUAGACUAGAGGGAAAUGCGUGUGUAACAACGAGUCACACGCUGGACUGACUGGUAGGCAAGCAAGUUUUUUUUCUUGUUGAGGAGUGAGGACAUCAUCGUUUGGUUGUAAGAAAGUCAAAACAGAUGAGAGAAUGGUGCAAUGCCGAAGGCGAACUGGAAUCGAUUUGCAUGGCUGUAAAGGGGAAUGGGCAUGUUAAAUACAAUUCCCGUCGCCACAACCAAACCCAAACUGUACAUAAACAAUAUAGGAUUAAAUGGCGUCUUCUUGCCAUAGCAGGAAAAGAUUAAGUAGGGCCCCUUUCUCUCCGUUUGGUUGCCGUAGCGACGAAGGAAAUGACUUUAUUGGGUAUUGAAGAAAUUACCAGUGGAGAUUUGGUUACUCCUUGAAUCGGUAAUGGAUGCUAAAAUCUUCAGCAAUGGAAUGAUUAGUUUGAGUAACCUUGAGGGGCGCAAUAAGGCUAUAGUCACAUAUUCGGAAGGCGAUGUUGGGCAGGAAGGUAGUUACAGCAGGACUAAUGAAUGGGCUCAGAGGCAAAAUCACCACUACGCGGAUUCGAGUUCAACUUCUGCGUCAAAUGAAAUUGAAUCUUGGCCUUCGCACGUGAACACCGAAUCAAAUAAUGGCGAAUUUUUGGCGGGGAGCUCAGAAAGUGAUUCAAAAGAUACAGGAAAGGCACUGGUAGUGGCUAUGGCCAGUGGAUCAGGAUCUGUCGCUCUUCCAAAUAAUGAAGAAACAUUUCAUUCCAUUUCUGCAUUUCAAUUGGAAAAGCAGGGCCUUUCGAUAUCAGGUCCCCCAUCUCCUUCUCAAGGCCUAGGGCGUUCUCAAACAGCUCCUAGCAGAUUUCAUCACUGUGACUGUCAACUAGAUGAGAACAACAAUCUUAAUCUAGGUGGGUCUAAGACAGAGAAAAAGGAGAGCCAGAAGCAUAAUAUUAAAUCAUCUAGCGUGCAAUUGGACAAGCUAUCUGAGCGUGAAAAGAAAAUACUCAUUGAGAACCUUGCCAAAAUAAAAAAUGAUGGCACUGUGGAAGUUGAUGUUGCUCGUAGUGCUCCAGUUGCAUCAGAAUUGCUUGGUUUAGAUGUGCCUGAUACAAGACCUGACAAUCUAGUGGAUGAAGGAGAUCAACAUGUCAAAGCAAUCCCAAAGUUGAAUAUUGCAAUGCUUAUUGUGGGCACUAGGGGAGAUGUUCAACCUUUUGUUGCUAUAGCAAAACGCCUCCAGGAGUACGGACACCAUGUUCGACUGGCAACACAUGCUAAUUUUCGUUCAUUUGUAACUACCUCUGGGAUUGAAUUCUACCCUCUGGGAGGAGAUCCAAGGGCUUUAGCAGAAUACAUGGCGAGGAAUAAGGGGUUUCUACCUUCAGGGCCAUCAGAAAUUUCCUUUCAAAGGAAACAGUUGAAAGCUAUUGUCAAUUCAUUACUUCCUGCAUGUACUGAACCCGAUAUUGAUUCAGGCGCUCCAUUUAGAGCUCAAGCAAUUAUUGCAAAUCCUCCUGCAUAUGGACAUGUACAUGUGGCAGAAGCUCUCCAUGUGCCUCUACAUAUUUUCUUUACAAUGCCUUGGACGCCCACAGCUGAAUUUCCUCAUCCUUUGGCACGAGGAACACAAAGUGCUGGUUAUUGGUUAUCGUAUUUGGUUGUGGACAUAUUAAUAUGGUGGGGAAUAAGAGGUAUUAUAAAUGAUUUGAGGAAGAAGAAGCUGAAACUUCCUCCUAUAGCAUACCUGAGUGCGUACUAUGGGUCAAUCUCUGAUUUGCCAACGGGAUACAUGUGGAGUCCACAUCUUGUACCAAAGCCAAAAGACUGGGGACACUUAGUGGAUGUAGUUGGCUAUUGUUUCUUGAACUCGGGAACUAAUUAUAGCCCCCGUGAAAAAUUUCUUCAGUGGCUUCAAGAUGGUCCAAAACCUGUAUAUGUUGGCUUCGGGAGCAUGCCUCUUGAAGAUCCAUUGAAGACUACCAGGAUCAUCCUUGAAGCAUUAAAAGAGACAGGUCAACGAGGAAUUAUCGACAAAGGAUGGGGCAACCUUGGAAAUUUUGAUGAAAUUCCAAAGCAUGUCUUCCUUCUUGAAGAUUGUCCACAUGAUUGGCUGUUCCCUCAAUGUGUUGCUGUGGUUCACCAUGGCGGAGCUGGUACAACAGCUGCAGGUUUGAGAGCAGGGUGCCCAACAACAAUUGUACCAUUUUUUGGUGACCAAUACUUUUGGGGUGAUAGGGUUCAUGAUAGAGGAGUUGGACCUGCACCUAUUCCCAUCAGCCAACUAACAAUGGAGGCACUUUGUGAGGCCAUAAGAUUCAUGCUUGAUCCACAGGUGAAAAUGAAGGCUGUUGAGUUGGCGAAACAUAUUGAAGAAGAGGAUGGUGUUGUGGCAGCUGUAAAUGCUUUCCACAAACACCUACCAACAGCAUUGCCAGAGUCUGAACCGACUCCAGAAUCUCCGAGUGUUUUGGAAUGCAUUUUCACCACAUUAGAGAGAUGGUUCUGUUUUCCUUGCAUCACCUAAAUAAUAUUCUGAUGUACAUUAGCUUUAGUCUUACAAUUGUUGUCCAAAUGUAGGAUUAGUAUGUGAGGUACAUUAUCAUUAGUUUUACAAUUGUUGUCCAUAUGUAGCUUGAGUAUAUGAGGUCCAUUUUUUCUUGCCUGAUGUAUUAUUUUUUAUAAAGGCAGCAUGCAUGUACAAUAGGCCCUUCCCAUUUAUGACGAAGAAAUUGAAAUUCAUAUUCUUCUUUUUGCUUCAGUUUUGAUAACAUUGUAACAUAAUUUCUUUCCACUUCCUUGUAAGGUUUACAUGUUUUAUCCAUUCAUAAUAUAUUACUCCCAAAAUAAAGGCAAAAGUCCUUUGCUUUUCUCAAGGGUUUCACCUUAA
Molecule: messenger RNA, 3629 nt
Organism: Cryptomeria japonica (Japanese cedar)
Lineage: Eukaryota; Viridiplantae; Streptophyta; Pinopsida; Cupressales; Cupressaceae
Product: sterol 3-beta-glucosyltransferase UGT80B1
Exons: 15
Coding region: 1155-3266 (703 amino acids)
Biological process (GO): carbohydrate metabolic process
Molecular function (GO): UDP-glycosyltransferase activity; hexosyltransferase activity
Source: RefSeq, a predicted model, not a curated record